Molecule: messenger RNA, 6092 nt
Organism: Drosophila willistoni
Lineage: Eukaryota; Metazoa; Arthropoda; Insecta; Diptera; Drosophilidae
Product: AF4/FMR2 family member lilli
Exons: 8
Coding region: 579-5045 (1488 amino acids)
Source: RefSeq, a predicted model, not a curated record
AAGCGUUUGGUGGGGCUCUGUGUCUCCUGUCUUCGUCGGCUAAUAAAUGCGCGCGUGCUGAGAAUUGUGAAAAGAAAAGUGGAGAGAAUAAAGGAAUCGAAACAAAAGAUUAAAAGAUAAAACAAAAAGUUCAUUAUCAAAUGCAACAAGAAUCCAGAGAAGACCAAGAGACAUAGAGAAAAGUGACGCGAAAAGGUCCAAGCGCAACGGACACUGCCCUUGAAAGUUAUGCAUGUGUGUGUGUAUUAGCAGCAACAACAUUCAAGGAGGAAUCUGCUGCCGCUCCCAAAGGAAGAAAAGGAACUGGAACUCACGCACAAAACGCAGCAGCAGCAGCAGCAGGAAAAGCAGUUGGCAAUGUGCAAAAAAGCGUAGUAUAUAUACAUAAAUAGUAGUAGGCAAAUGGGCAUAACGAAUUUCUCUCUGUGUGUAUGUUUGUGUCUGAGAGAGAAAAUGAGGCGCUAAUUAAUUAACUAAUUAAAAAAGUGAAAAGCGGCGCUGCGAGAAAAAUAGGUGAACAAACACACACCAACCAACAAACCAUAAGCAACAGCAACAACAACUAUAAAACUCUUAAAAUGACAUCAUACGCAAAUGAGACAACAACAGGAACAAACACAACAACAGCAGCAGCAACAACAACAACAACAACAGGAAAUGCCACAGCAGCAGCAGCAACAGAGGUCACCAAUGUAGCUAUAGAUGGUAAUGGAAUAACACUUGGAGCAGGUGGAGGAGACACUUCUACUGCAAUUGAAUCAUCCUCUAAAGUCAUGGCCAAGCAAUUGGCAACAAACAGCAACAGCUAUCAUCACCACCACCAUAAUGACGAUGACAAUAGCUCCUCUGAUGGGCGAGAGAAAACCGAUCAUACACCUGAAAAUAUUAAGAAAAUCGCCGAAAUAAUGGGCGAGGAUGUUGUUGUUGGAGGUACGGCUGCUGCAGCUGCAGCUACUUCGCCGUCCAUUAAUUUAUCACCACGUCACAAUCUGCAACAUCAUCAUCAUCAUCAACACAGUCAACAAAACAAUGCCAAUUUUGUUGGCUUGGGUGCUGCCAUUGAUGAGUCAAAUGCCAAGUUCUGUCUUGGCAAGCCGCCGCCAUUGCCGGCUGAAAAAGAUAUCUAUACAUAUAUAAACAAGUCGAUGACCUCAAUCAGAUGGAUGACAAAUGAAGCAACUCUGAUGACCACUGAACACCAUCAAAAGUGGUUGUCGUCGUCACAAAGCUUUCUCCAUCCACCGCCACCGACGCCGUGUGUUGUGUAUUGUGUGUUGUAUGUGUGUGUUUCAAGCAAAGGCUUACCUAAUAUAGGAGAAAUGAAUCUUGUCUAUUCGAAUAUACCCCAGUUCAAUCUAGAGACAAUUUUGGCUAGAGCGAAUCAUCAUCAUCAUCAGCAGCAGCAACAACAACAACAACAGCAGCAGGAAAAUAAUCAUCAUCAUCCAGACGUAGACGAAGAAGAAAACUCGACGGAAUCUAAUUCAACGUCGACAGCUACAAAGCAAUCACUGGCAUUCACCAUAGAUCACUUUGAUACCUCAGCGAAUGAUGCAGCUGCGCAGGCGGCACGCUAUAAGAAUAUGAUGGAACGUUUUCAAAACCGGCACAAACGUGGCGCAUCCAUGUCCAAGCUGGAGAGCGAUGGCCCAGUGACGCCAAAUGGUGGUGCCGAUGAAUUGGCCACACCCACACCAACCAGUGAACAAACACCGCCGCCGCAGGUCAAAAUGCGUGUACGUGAGCGCAGUGCCUCAAGGGUGAGGGAUGCCUCCAAGCGUCACAGUUGGUCACCACGUAGCUCUGGUACAUCCGAGACGACGGCAUCUGCUGCUGCAAGCCGUCCCACGACAGCAGUGACUAAAAGCAAGGUGUCGCCUUCUCCGGCCACAGCCAAAGGAGCUGCCAAUUCGAUGGCCAAUCGUACAGGACAGUUUACCCCACGAUCAACGGCCAUGCAACUGGCCCUUAGGCAGGUGGAGAUGCUGUGCCCACAGCCGCCGCUAGCCGAUGGUAAAACGCAAAUCGAUGAGGAUGUCGUCAGUGAGGCUGGCACCUACACUCUUGACGGCGACAACUAUACGGAAGAGCAAAAAGAUCUGAUGAAUAUCGAUCGUAAUGCAGCAGCAGCCGCGGCGGCGGCUGCGGCGGCGGCAGCUGCUGGCAAACAGAGACCAAAACAACUUCCCGUUAAGGCGGCAAGGGCUAGCAAUGUUCUGGAGGUAAAUUACUAUCAUGAAACGCAGCCGCAGCAAGAGUCAAAGGCAAGCAAAGCAGGGUCCACAUCAAACACUAGUGCUACUGGUGCCUAUUUGGAACAACUAAAGUCACGUGUGAUGCGUCAAUCGUGUCCUCCUCUCCCGAGGUCACCGCCAUCGCCAGCCGCCGAUGUUGGUUGUUUCACUAGCGUCACUACCAGUGGGGUUUUGGCCAAACAAAGAGCCCUCGAUACUCAUCCCAAGUUAACGCGCCACUCGCACAGUCUGUCCACAUCACAAAUCGAUAGCUCCGAAUAUGUCAGCAAUGAGGCCAAAUUGCGUCAGGCUCCGGGUGGAGCAUUGGCUGGUUCGGCCACAGACUGCCAGAAGGCCGAGUACCGGCUCAAUGUGUUCACCACUAGCACGAAUCAGCAGCAGCAUCAAAUGCCAGAGACUCCUACGACGCCCACUGCCACAGAGGCGGCAUUGUUGCAGACGGCACAGACGAAGCAGGACUGGAUUCAGGAAUGGGCACGCAAUGCUCGGGCACGCAGUUUGGCUCAGGAUGUGAGUGGAAGUACUGCAAGUCGUCGUAAACAACAGCAGGCACAGCAACUAAUGACGCGCAGCUAUAAUUGCUCGGAUACGGGUGUCGAUUCCCUUACUGAUGACAGUCUCAGUCUCUAUCAUCAACAUCAACAUCUGCAGCAGCAGCAACAACAGCAACAACAACAUCGCCAAUAUGUGACAGCAGCAGCAGCACAAGGAAAAUUGAAUCGCAGCAAUUUGGCCGAACGUUAUCGUCUAUUGGGCGACUGUGACUACGCCAGCGAUCCAGCGUUGUGCAGCCACAAUAAUAAUGAUGGCGGUAGUUCAGGAUCUCAGAUGAUUGAGCCACCGUAUAAGCCACCCAAAAGUCCCAGUAAGAUACCAUCGCCGUUGCACACGCUGGGACGUGCGCGCAGUGCCAGUCGUCCGCGUCCUCAUACCACAGAUGCCUAUUUGGAGCAGACGGCAGCAGCCAUUAGCUGUCUGCAACAGUCGCUAUCGCGACGUAGUUCCGUUAAAUCGCCGGCUCAGAGCAGUCCACAGCAUAGCCUAGAAACGGCAAACGGUGGUGCUGGCGGGGGUGGGGGCGGUGGCGGUGGCUAUCGUCGAUCCCCAUUGCAUCGGGCUCUCAUGACCAGCAGCAUCAACGAAGCGCAAUUGCAGUUACUCACCAGCGGUGAUUAUCUGCUCAAGCAAAUGAAUCGGCGCAAGAACUCCUUGGAUGAUGAUAUCGAGCCGCUUGAGUCAUCCGCUCCGUUGUCGCCGCUGCGUCGUUCGAGCUCCUUCCAGCAGCAGCAGCAAAUGCAACAUCAACAGCAUUCAUCCCAUCAUCAACACCACCAUCAUCACCAUCACCAUUCGGGUCGUCAGGGUCGCCCCAAUUUCCAGAAUCUAUAUACUCCGCCAGCAGCUCGUCAUGCCCAGCAGCAGCAGCAACUGUUGCAACAGCUUAAGAAAUCCUCAAGUAGCAAUAAUUUUGAACAAGCCUAUAGCGAUUAUGACAACGAAUUGCAAUAUUAUAUCAACGAUGAGGAUGAACUGGGCACUGGAGGUGCCUAUUACUCUAGCAACGAAGAGGAUGAGCCACCAGAUAUGUUGGAGCCCCAGGAGACGGCUGUACCCCUAAGCAAUACGCGUCUCAAUAAGGCUCUCCUCAUGCGCAUCGAGAGGAGCAAACAGCGACAGCAACAACAACAACAGCAGCAAAACAGUCAUACACCAGCCAAACCCAGUUCAGCUCCAGCUGGCAAAUUAUCAGCUGCAGCUGCUGCUGCUGGUCUAAUUGCCUGUCCCAAUACUCCAGAAUUGCCACGACGUGGCAUUAAGAGUGCCACAGCCCGUACAACUGUCGGCUCGAUGAAACCCUCACGUCAGUCCAUGCCACGCGACACUAGUCUCAGUCGUUUGGCCCAACAGGUUCCCAGUUCCUUGGCCAAUGCCAAGAAACAAUUGCUCCAGACCGCAAAUGCGAGCAAUCGCGAGCAACAGCCAAGAGUGCAACCAAAAUAUUUGGAUAUAUCCAAAUACAAGUCGGCCCAAUCCAAUAAUUUUCUGCGUAAAAAUGAUGCCAAGAGUACAUUGAAGCCAUCGGAGCAAAUGAAACGUAGCCCCAGUGCCUCAUCUAUGGGUCUAAGCCGGGGCGAGGGCAUACGGGCCAGUAAUCGGAGUGUGCGUAGUGCCGCCUCCGUAAUGAAUAGCAGUACCACAUCACUAGGUGCUGGUGGAGGAGGAGGCGGUGGCGGCAUGGGCGGUGGACUAGGACCACGAGCUUCUUCAGCGGUGCGACGUGAUGCCUCAGUCAAUAAACAAAAGGAAGCUGAAAUGGCCAUGUGGAAACGUCGCUCCACCUAUGAUCCAAUGAAGGCAGCAGCCGAAGAUCGCCGCAAAAAGGAAGAAGCGCGUCGUGCCCAAAGUCAGGCAAGACAACAACAACAGGAGCAGCAGCAGGAACAUCUCGACGAUGAAGUGCCUUUCGAGAGUGUCCUGCGGCCAGCCAACAAUUUAACCCUCACGGGAAGCAGCAGCAUUCACUACAGUCCACGAAACUCAAUGGAAAACGACGCUUGGACGCUUGGUGAAUCCUCAGAGUUUGGCGAUGAUUACGAUGAGAAUGAUGAGAUUGACGAUCACCAUCACCAUCACCUCCAUGAUGAUGAUGUUGAUGCUGAUGACGAUGAUGUAGAUUUAGAUGAAUGUUGUGAGAAUGAUAAUUAUCAUGAUAAUGUUGCCGGAGGACAAGAGUCCGAUGAUGUUUUUGAAGUGGAAUCUGUAGAGGGUACGCCCCAAAUCGCCAAGUAGUAAGGGCAGCAAACGUGAUAUACAUAUAUAUAUAUAUAAAUCCAUAUAAAAUAUACAUAAUUGAAUAUAUGUAUAACAUAUUGAUUGUAUUACUUAGCGAGCGUAGUAGUGUGCGUUAUAUAAAUAUAUACAUUCAUACAUACAUACAUACAUAUAUAGAAAUAUUUUUACUAUAUAGUACAGAGAUAUGUAUGACUCUUUCUAUUUUUUUUUUCUCUCACGGAUUUUUCAAUUGAAUAUUGUUUUUAAAUGAAAAUAAACUUGAAAUAUGAUGUAUAUGCUUAUCAAAACGCGAUUGAUGCUGUCCAAUUGUCCUCGUAUUUAUGCCAUAACAGAUUACAAAAACACACAAAACAAUUGUCCAGAAAUCUUUUCAAAAUGCUAACAACAAUACACGCAUAAGUUCAGAGUGAUACAAAAACAAGAAACAAAACAAAAGAAAACAAUGCACCGACUCUUCAAAUGUAAAAUGCUAAAAAAAAUGUUAUAAUUUCAAUAGCAAAAAUAAUUGUAAAUUUUAUUUGACGGUGCAUUUAACUAAAACGUUAAAUUCAGUUUUAAACAAUAUCUAAUAUAUCAUAUAUAUUUAUAUAUAUAUACGUUUGUAUGUAUAUAUUAUACUCACAUAUGUUCCAGGCAUUGUUUUAUCAGGCACAUGGACUGCAAAUUAUAUUAUAAGAAUUUUUAUUCGAACCAUAACGGGAAUUGAAUUUAUAUAUUAUAUGAUGUACUCUUGUGCCCUCCCCUCUCCGUACAUUGUCCCGGGUUCAAAACAAAAACAAAACAAAAAAUAAGUAAACUAAGUUUCUCUCCCCCGCUCCACUUACUUUCGUAGGCUUUGUAGAGCGUUAUAUAAACAUAUAUAUUUUUUUUUGUAUUAAUAAGAUAUAGUUUUAUAUAUGAGCAUAUGAAACCAACUGAACAAUUAUAUAUAUAUAUACUGCAGCGAACGAGGGAGAGAGAGAGUUAGCGAGCGAGCGAGAGGGGAGAGCGUAUUGGAUAAUUGCUUUUAAACUUUUUAAGUUGUUAAAAUUUGAUUGUAAAUUA